Molecule: messenger RNA, 456 nt
Organism: Solanum stenotomum
Lineage: Eukaryota; Viridiplantae; Streptophyta; Magnoliopsida; Solanales; Solanaceae
Product: B3 domain-containing protein Os02g0598200-like
Exons: 4
Coding region: 1-456 (151 amino acids)
Molecular function (GO): DNA binding
Source: RefSeq, a predicted model, not a curated record
AUGGGGAACUUUGAUGAACCACCGAGUGGUUCGAUGUGUUUUCCUCCAAAGUUUGCUCGUUCAGUUCCAUACCUAAUUGAUCGGGAGGUUUAUUUGGAGGACUCAUGUGGACGACGAUGGAUGGCAACAGUGUGCAACUAUAAUGGUUCACUUGCUAUCCGACAGGGAUGGGCCAAAUUUUCAGCUGAGCAUGAUCUCAAAGUGGGUGAUUUUUUGCUUUUCCAUUAUGUUUCGGAUGAUCGCCACUUCAUUGUUCAAAUAUUCGGAACAAGUGGUUGUGAAAAGAUCAAAUUCAGUAGUGAUAUUGGCAAAGGAAAACCAAAUGAAAGGACUUAUCAGGAAAUAACUACCAAAGAAGAAUCUCAAUCUGCUAGUUCAAAUAUAACUUUAGAUCAACAACAUGUCUUUGAUAAUCCCACAAGUAAUCCUACUUUGGAAUUAGAGAAACUGUUUUGA